Lates calcarifer (barramundi perch) is the source of this 1890-nucleotide messenger RNA. Its product is annotated as zinc finger protein 239. The transcript is spliced from 3 exons. Lineage: Eukaryota; Metazoa; Chordata; Actinopteri; Centropomidae. The record is from RefSeq and is a predicted model, not a curated record. Gene Ontology annotation, biological process: regulation of transcription by RNA polymerase II. Gene Ontology annotation, molecular function: DNA-binding transcription factor activity, RNA polymerase II-specific; RNA polymerase II cis-regulatory region sequence-specific DNA binding. The coding region runs from base 761 to 1669 and encodes 302 amino acids.
AAGAAGAACGUUACGUAGCGGAACUCGGGGUCAUUUCCGUUGGAGCGAAAUCAUGGCUGACAGAAUUCUACCUGCUUGCUUUUUAUAAAUCUGCUUUUAAAGUCGUCACAUUUAGGUUGCCCUGCGUGUAGCGACCGCGAACAGCAUUCAUGACAGAUAUGUGAACAUAAUUUCUCAUGUUUUCUUUAAAAUGGCGGAGAAUUUCUUUUUCUUGUUUUAAAUGUCUCAGUUAUUAGCACGGUAAGCAUACAGAGAAUACACGAAGAGUUAAUACCAGGGAAUCAGAACACUGACAGGGAAGGGCGUAAGGGUGAGUAAAAAGACAAACUAUACAUUAUCACAGGAAGGAGACAAUUCAGAAAGUACAACGUCAAAACCAAAUGGACGAUUUAAACAGAAACUGACGAAGAAUUUAGUGCGAUAUCUCCUUCCACGGCCACUGACAUCAUUUGUUACAACUUUUGGACCAGGAGUUUUGUGGAGCAGGGAACCGGCACCGGACUGUUUUCGGUGGAAAACAAAUGUAUGGAACCGGCUCUAGAAUAGGCCCCUAUACCGCGUCGGUGGAAAAGGGCUGCUAGUGAACGGUGUAUGGAAUUGGACACCUUCCUAUUUCAGGACACUUUUAGCGCUGCUCUUUCCUUUAUGUUGUAUUACCACGAAGCCAAAGGACAGCAUUCAUUCUUCGAAUUGGAUUUUCUUUUGCCAUGGCUUUUUGAGAACCAUCACCUUAACACUGUUCUGGAGAAAGUCGACAACGAUGGAUCUCGAAGGAGAAACUGAAAUAAAGCAAGAACCUGAGGAUGAACAAUGCUUCGAUGAACAAUCUCAGGAAAAACCCUCAGUAGAGCCAAAACAAUACCAGGAGCCACGCAGACCCAAGAAGAAACAUGCUUGUCCAACCUGUGGAAGAGUUUUCUCUCUCAGAACCUGUCUGCAGCGACACCUUGUGAUCCACUCAGGAAAAAGACCAUUUAAGUGCUUCAUAUGUGGACGAGGAUUCACUCAGAGCGGAAACCUCAAAACACACAUGAAAGUUCACAAAGGAGAGUUACCAAAAUGGACAUUAGUUAAAGAGGCGGCGACUCCUGAAAAACCUCCUGUGACAUUUCAUGUAUGUGGGGAUUGUGGAAUGGACUUUCCCCAGAGACAACAGCUGGAAGAACACAAAGAGACUCACAAAAAGCCUUACGAGUGUCCUGACUGUGCCAAGACUUUCAAAAAUGAAUAUUAUUUCAAAUUACAUAAGCGCAUUCACACUGGAGAUUCACCUUUCCUCUGCUCAGAGUGUGGAAAGAGCUGCGUUACAGCAGAUGCACUUAAAAAACACCUGUUGAGACACACUGGAGAGAGGAAUUUCCAUUGUGAUCAGUGUGGGAGGUCGUUUACACAAUCCACUCACCUUGACGUGCACCUCAAAACUCACACAGGAGAGCGGCCUUAUCUCUGCCCAGUCUGUGGUAAAAGUUACUCUAGAGCAUAUACUCUGAAAGUUCACAUGAGAGUUCACACUGGAGAGAAACCAUAUACUUGUGAGAAAUGUGGCAAGGGCUUCUAUUACUCUCCAGGUUAUCAAGCACAUCUGACUGUUCACAACAAGAAGCCAAAACUACCAACAAAACCUCGGGGGAGACCAAAACAGGAGCUGUUAGUGGUAAAUAAACAAUAAUGUCAUUUGGAAAAUGUAUGGCAGGAAUCAUGAUCGAAAAGUAUAUGGUGUACAGUCUGCUCUAUUGUUACUUGUAUUGAGCUUAUUGUUUUUAUGUGGUACAUUCAAAAAUAAAACAAGUAACCAACAUCAGAACCUACAACUCCAAACAGGGGGUUACAUUUUACAAUUCAGAAUGUUAUUUUGGCUACUGUUUGCUUAUUAAAGCUCUUAUGCAGUAA